AUGUCUCUCACAUCACCAAAAGAAAUUUGGGAUUAUUUGAAGAAAGAAUAUGUUGCAGAUGAGAGAAUACGAGGGAUGCAAGUAUUAAAUUUGAUAAGGGAGUUUGAGUUGCAGAGAAAGAAAGAAUUUGAGACUAUCAAAGAGUACACGGACAUAUUGCUUGGCAUUGUUAACAAGGAACAGGAGCAAAGGAGGCUUAUGAGGCAAAAUGGUAUGGUUGAAGGAGCCUUAGCAGCCAGCCACAAAACUCAAAACAGGGGUAAAAAUUUGAAAAAUUACCUACCUUGCCAGCAUUGUGGAAAAAUGGGACAUCCACCAUUCAGAUGUUGGAAGAGGCCAGACGCAAAGUGCAACAAGUGUAAUGAACUUGGUCAUGAAGCAGUGAUUUGCAAAAAUGAAUCUCAGAAACAUGAGGCAGAUGCACGUGUAGUCGAUGAAGAAGAAAAAGACCAUCUUUUUGUUGCAAUGUGUAUAUCAAGUAAGGUUUCAAUAAAUUCUUGGUUGAUUGAUAGCGGUUACACUAACCAUAUGACUUAUGACAAGAGUUUGUUCAAAGAGUUAAAACCCACUGAAAUAUCUAAAGUUAGGAUCGGAAAUGGUGACCAGAUUCUUAUUGAAGGAAAAGGAACUGUUGUCAUUAAAACAAGUUCAGGUAAUAAGACAAUUUUAGAUGUUCUUUAUGUACCUAAUAUUGAUCAGAACUUGUUGAGUAUUUGUCAGUUGGUAGAAAAAAGAUUCAAAGUAUCCUUUGAGGAUAAGCAUUGUUUCAUCAAUGAUGUUACUGGAAAAGAAAUUUUAAAAAUUAAGAUGAGAGGUAAGAAUUUCUCAUUUGAUCCACUGGAAGAUGUUCCUGUAGAACAAGGAAAGGAUCAAAGGUCUAAAAAAUUGGAAGAUGAUACUCCAAUUGAAAAAGCAGAAGCAAAAAGUGAACCUAGGCUUAAAAAAGCUUGCAAUGUUCCAAAAAGAAUUAAAGCAAUGGAGGAGUUGUCAAUGUUUUAG
Lycium barbarum (goji berry) is the source of this 999-nucleotide messenger RNA. RefSeq lists its product as uncharacterized. Lineage: Eukaryota; Viridiplantae; Streptophyta; Magnoliopsida; Solanales; Solanaceae. Bases 1 to 999 code for a protein of 332 amino acids. The transcript is spliced from 2 exons. The record is from RefSeq and is a predicted model, not a curated record. Gene Ontology annotation, molecular function: zinc ion binding; nucleic acid binding.